AAGCACAGCUCAGAGUUGCCCAUAUCCCAAUAGACGAAUAUAUGAAAUUUCAUUUCUUAAAUUCUAAUCUUGCUCUUAUUCAGAUUUGAAUGUGAAUUUGGAAAAAGAUGAAAGUGAAUGAUACAAUGAGUAAGAGUUUAGUAUGUUUAGCCGUGUUCAUUUUAUUUCUUUUUGCUUCUUUGUUCUAUACUGGAACUAUCGAUUACAGAUCAAGUUUUUCUCUAUUCGAUUCUCCUCUAAGUAAACCUAACCCCUGUUUCACUGAAGAAUCGGACAUUGAACCUCUCAAGGUUUACAUGUAUGAUCUUGAGAUGAAAUACAACGUCGGAUUUUUGAAAGGAUCAUCGCAUUAUAAUGCUCCUCCUGUUACUAUCGACACUUUGCCUAAAUGGCCCAAGUAUACAGGUUUGAGGAAACAACAUAGUGUGGAGUAUUGGAUGUUGGCCUCAUUGUUGUAUUCAAUUGAUGAUGAAAAUGGCCAUACACGAGAAGCUGUUAGGGUUUUUGACCCUGAAUCUGCUAAUGUGUUUUUUGUCCCUUUUUUCUCUUCCUUGAGUUAUAAUACUUACUAUAGACAUGGGAAUGAUUCAGAGGUCAAAUAUGAUGAUCAAUUGCAGGCUGAAAUUAUGGACUUCUUACAAAAGUCAGAACAUUGGAAGAGGUCUGCUGGUCGGGAUCAUGUGAUCCCAAUGCAUCAUCCAAAUGCUUUCAGGCGUUACCGGGAGAAGGUGAAUGCUGCUAUUUUCAUUGUUGCAGAUUUUGGUCGUCCUCCUCCAACAGUGUCUAAUUUGAGGAAAGAUGUAGUGGCCCCAUAUGCACACGUGGUUGAAACUUUUGAAGCUGAUGACAUUUCAGACCCAUAUGAGUCCCGCACAACGCUUCUUUUCUUCCGUGGGAGGACAGACAGAAAAGAUGAUGGAAAAGACCGUCAGCAAAUGAAAGACAUGUUAAGUGGUCAAAAGGAUGUUGUCUUUGAAGCAGCAGGAAUCUCAGGGAAAGGUGUAAAUGAAUCAACAAAUGGGAUGCGUUUGUCAAAGUUCUGUCUACACCCAGCAGGGGACACCCCAUCAUCUUGCCGCCUGUUUGAUGCUAUAGUCAGCCAUUGUGUUCCUGUAAUUGUGAGUGACAGAAUUGAGCUACCUUUUGAGGAUGAAUUGGACUAUACCGAAUUCUCGAUAUUUUUCUCACGUGAGGAGGCAAAGAAAGAAGGAUACAUGCUUGAUCAGCUGAGGAGUGUUUCAAAAGCUAGAUGGGUUGAAAUGUGGGGCUAUCUUAAGAAGAUUAGCCAUCAUUUUGAGUACCAAUACCCUCCGAAAAAGGGUGAUGCUGUAAACAUGAUAUGGAGGGAGGUGAAGCACAAGCUUCCUGCUACCCAACUUGAUGUACAUAGAAACAGAAGGUUGAAAGUGCCAGAUUGGUGGAGAUAGUG
Messenger RNA from Solanum stenotomum, 1429 nucleotides. Its product is annotated as probable arabinosyltransferase ARAD1. The coding region runs from base 108 to 1427 and encodes 439 amino acids. Gene Ontology annotation, molecular function: glycosyltransferase activity. The transcript has 4 exons. NCBI's taxonomy places the organism in Eukaryota, Viridiplantae, Streptophyta, Magnoliopsida, Solanales, Solanaceae. The record is from RefSeq and is a predicted model, not a curated record.